Colossoma macropomum (tambaqui) is the source of this 514-nucleotide messenger RNA. Its product is annotated as histone H2A-like. NCBI's taxonomy places the organism in Eukaryota, Metazoa, Chordata, Actinopteri, Characiformes, Serrasalmidae. Bases 112 to 498 code for a protein of 128 amino acids. Gene Ontology annotation, cellular component: nucleosome. The record is from RefSeq and is a predicted model, not a curated record. The transcript has a single exon. Gene Ontology annotation, molecular function: structural constituent of chromatin; DNA binding; protein heterodimerization activity.
GUUGUUGCAUUUCAGCCAAUAGAAACGCAGCCGCUUUAGCUAUAAGAAGGGCGUUCGGCGACCGGUACUCAUUAUUUCAGUUUAGUUCGGCAAAGUUGAUAGAAGUGCAAAAUGAGCGGAAGAGGCAAAACUGGUGGUAAAGCUAGGGCCAAAGCCAAGACUCGCUCCUCCCGCGCUGGGCUGCAGUUCCCUGUGGGCCGUGUUCACAGACUUCUGCGCAAAGGUAAUUAUGCCGAGCGUGUUGGCGCUGGCGCUCCCGUCUACUUGGCCGCCGUGCUGGAGUAUCUGACUGCUGAGAUCCUCGAGUUGGCCGGUAACGCCGCUCGUGACAACAAGAAGACUCGUAUUAUUCCUCGUCAUCUGCAGCUGGCCGUUCGUAACGACGAGGAGCUCAACAAACUGCUCGGAGGAGUCACCAUCGCUCAGGGUGGCGUACUGCCCAACAUUCAGGCGGUACUGUUGCCUAAAAAGACUGAGAAGGCAGUCAAGACAAAGUAAACUGGCUUUGUCUGAU